Diabrotica virgifera virgifera (western corn rootworm) is the source of this 1761-nucleotide messenger RNA. RefSeq lists its product as uncharacterized. Lineage: Eukaryota; Metazoa; Arthropoda; Insecta; Coleoptera; Chrysomelidae. Bases 140 to 793 code for a protein of 217 amino acids. The record is from RefSeq and is a predicted model, not a curated record. The transcript has 5 exons.
CCCUGGGGGCACAAUCGUCUAAAAUCUAGGUUAGCGAUCCGUGGGGAUGUAGGCCGAGUAUAUACGCGGCUUCAUCGUUCGACUGACAGUUCAUUCAUAGUGAUUCUUUGCUGCUACUCUUUGGAAUAACCUUUGAAAAAUGUUGCGGCAGUUGAUGUUGCUCCUUGUAGGAGCUGUUGCAGUAAUGGCACAAAGAAGGUUAGCUCUUCCUGAUCCCAGGAGUUGUGCAAACAGGGUACGUCAUGCAACAUACAGGGACGCUAGAGGAGUAACUCAUUCAUAUUUCUUCAGUUGGGAACAUGGACCAACAAGGGGAUUAGAAGUUGACUGGCUCGAUGCUAGAAACAUUUGCAGAAGACAUUGCAUGGAUGCCGUUUCCUUGGAAACACCUCAAGAAAAUGAAUUUAUUAAACAGAGGAUAGCUAGAGGCAAUGUUCGUUACAUCUGGACUUCUGGUAGAAAAUGCAACUUUGCUGGUUGCGAACGAGCUGAUCUACAGCCACCAAAUAUCAACGGAUGGUUCUGGUCAGGAUCUGGUGCUAAAAUUGGACCUACCACUCAAAGAAAUACCGGCGAUUGGAGUUAUACUGGUGGGUUUGGACAACAACAACCGGACAAUAGAGAAGCGGCACAAGGUAAUGAUGAAUCCUGCCUAUCCAUCUUAAAUAACUUCUACAAUGAUGGGCUCAAAUGGCACGAUGUUGCUUGUCACCACGUUAAACCAUUCGUUUGUGAAGACAGUGAAGAACUUCUUAACUUUGUUGCGUCGAGAAACCCUGGAAUUCGCCUUUAAUCUGAAAAUUUCAGAGAAUCUUAAAAAAUAUGUUGUACCUUUGAAAACGGCCAAGUCUAUAAAUAUUAAGUGAGAAGUGAUAUUAUUCUGAACUUAUUUUUUUUGUCCAUCUCAAAUUUUCAAAUAUACCUACUGAAUAAACGACAAAUCAUAAACAAAAUGAUUUAUUUCACGUUUGGCGCUCGUCCGAAAGAAAAGUAACACAAGUCAAAAAAUGCAUAAUUCAAGUUACCCUGUAAAAUUUACACUAAAAAUCCAAAAUUUUGCUUUUAUAAAAGUGACCAAUAUCUUAAAAGAAAAGUGACAUAACUCAAAAUGUUGAUUUUUUCUUUGUUAAAAUAAAAUAUCUUGGUUUUUGGUUUUAUUUCUUACACAAUUAGAAAUAUUCACUCAUCAAUAUUCUUCGUUUUUAAGUUAUAAAUUUUAGCCUUUACCGUUUAAAACUCACAGUUAAAUUAAUACAAAAAAUCCAUUUUUGCCUCUCCUGAAAAAAAUUGUUUUUUAAGUUGUGACACUUUUCCUUGAUGAGCGAUGUAUUGUUAUAUAGGAAACAAAACGUACGUUAUGUGUAAAUUUAAAAAUUUAUCGUACAAUUUACUGUCUAUAACUAAAAAUAUAUUUGAAAAAGAGGUGACGUUAUUUAUUUAUUUAUAUUAGAACUUUUUUAAGAAUCACUAUUAUUAGGAAAGAUGCUGUUUUAUUGUAAGAUUAAAAGUGGGCAAUACUUUUUAAUAAGGGUGUAUAUCAAACCAGAAAUAAAGUAUAAGGUUUUCAGAAUUACACGAUUAAAUCAGAGAUUGUUAAAAAAACAACAUGGUGUAAGAUUUGGCCACUCUAAAUAUUUCGUUUUAUUUUCUUCUUUAAUAUAUCCUUGCUGUCAGAUUUUGCUUGUGAAUAUUUGCUUUUUAUAUUUUAGAUUGUAGAUUUAUAUUUACUUUAAAUUAUAUUUAAUAAAAAAUAUUAAUAUA